This is a messenger RNA of Lactuca virosa, 609 nucleotides long. Lineage: Eukaryota; Viridiplantae; Streptophyta; Magnoliopsida; Asterales; Asteraceae. The record is from the annotation of a GenBank genome assembly.
AUGGCCAUGGCUACCCAAGCUUCCCUAUUCGCACCCACAAUCCCCACUCAAACCUCCCCAUGGAAACAAUCACAACUCACCUCCUUCACCACCGUCAAACCAACCAAACCCACCACCCGAUUCACCACCAUCAAGGCCGCGGCGGCAGGAGAAGUCCCCACCAAAGAAGCUCCGGUGGGAUUCACCCCACCUGAACUCGACCCCAACACCCCAUCUCCAAUCUUCGCCGGAAGCACCGGCGGCCUGCUCAGAAAAGCUCAGGUGGAGGAGUUCUACGUCAUCACAUGGGAAUCACCAAAAGAACAGAUCUUCGAAAUGCCCACCGGCGGCGCCGCCAUCAUGAGGGAAGGACCGAAUCUGUUGAAAUUAGCGAGAAAAGAACAGUGUUUGGCUCUUGGGACAAGAUUGAGGUCAAAAUACAAGAUUAAAUACCAGUUUUACAGGGUGUUUCCGAAUGGGGAAGUUCAGUAUUUGCACCCCAAAGAUGGAGUGUACCCGGAAAAAGUUAACGCCGGCCGGCAGGGGGUGGGUCAGAACAUGAGGUCAAUCGGAAAGAAUGUUAGUCCGAUUGAAGUCAAGUUCACCGGAAAACAACCCUAUGAUAUUUGA